UUUGUCGUGAUAUCAUCGGUGGUAAAACAAACUAUUCUCCGUUGUUCUGUAUUUCUGUUCUCCUUUUCUACUUUUAAACCGCGAUGACGCCGCUGAUCCUGCUGCUGCUGAUCUCAUGUUGUCAUGUUGCUUCUCCAGUGAUUCACUCCCUGAAGCACGUCUACAUGGCAUCCUAUGGGGUCCCAAAUUUCCCCGACUUCUUGGCUGUCGUGUUUGUUGACGGAUAUCAAACGGAUCGCUACGACAGCGUCACCAAGAGGACGGUACCCACACAGGACUGGAUGAGCCAAGUCACAGUAGACGACCCAGAGUACUGGAAGAGGCAAACGUUGUACUGGGAAGGUCAAGAGCAGAUAGGAAGAGUCAACAUUGAUCUUUUAAAGAAACACUUCAACCAGACUGAAGGCAUCCAUGUAAUCCAGGUGUUGAAUGGCUGUGAAUGGGACGAUGAGACCGGAGACGUUAAUGGUUUUGGUCUAAUCAGUUAUGAUGGAGACGACAUCUUGAUACUGGACAUGAAGGCACAGAGAUGGAUCGCUACAAAACCACAGCUCCUCAGAAGCCAACAUAAGUGGAAUAAUGACAAGAGUUGGUUAGCAUUCAUGGAGCACCGUUUGAUCCAGGAGUGUCCUGUGAGGCUGAAGAACAGUUUGGGCUACGGGAAGAGCGCUCUGCAGAGAACAGAGCUUCCCUUUCUUUCCCUCCUCCGGAAGACACCCUCGUCUCCAGUGACCUGCCAAGCCACCGGCUUCUACCCGGACAGAGCCAUGUUGUUCUGGAGCAGAGACGGAGAGGAGCUUCACGAGCACGUGGACCAUGGCGAGCUCCUCCACAACCACGACGGGACGUUCCAGAUGAGCGUGGUCCUGGAUCUCUCGCUGGUCAAAGCUGACGAGUGGUGGAGGUACGAGUGUGUCUUUCAGCUCACCGGUAUUGAGGAGGACAUCAUCACCAAGCUGGACCCGGCGGUGAUCAGGACUAACUGGGUUGAGAAGCCCGAUGUCACAACACUUCCCAUCACGUUGUCUUCAGUGGUCGCUGUCGCUGUCGUCUUCACAGUGGCCAUCGGAGUCAAACUUUACAAAAAGAAAAAAGCCAAGUGUUCUUCAGAUUCUCCUGACGCCAUUGAGCUCUCUGAGAAACUGAAACCAGAAACCUGAUUCCAUACGGACCAGUGCACACAGUUUGUAGAAAAGGUCUGGAGCAAGAAAAGGAGUUGUCACGUCCGUUUGACUGGAGGAAACAGGUCAUUUAUUUUUUUGUGGCUGAUGAUUUUUAAUUGGAUCCUAAAAUAGAUGUCCGACGUCAUUUGACAACAUGUUUACUCUUUCCUUGACUGAAACAAAAAAAGAUGGCAGCUUUCUUUGUUUGGAGUGAAGAAAUGAGGAGAUAGAUUUUGUGCCACUGGUUUAAAGGUACUGCGUAGGGGGUCGGACACAAUAGUCUUUGAUGACUUCAAAACCACCUACCUGGGUUUCUCAGAGUUUAACUUUUUUAUUUAUUUAGAGGGAAAACUGUGUCUUAUUCCUUUAGAUGAGGGGGAAUCACCACCGUAAAAGUGUCAAAUGUAAAAAAUGAUGAUACAUGACACUCCAAAAAGAAAUCCAAAAAACACCAGACUUUCACCAGGAGACCGCUAUUGGUGCCCCGUGUGAGCCAAGAAGUCAACAUUGAUUUAUUUGUCACAUAACUUCCGUACUUAAGUUACAGCACUUCCGGUGUUAUAUC
This is a messenger RNA of Sebastes umbrosus (honeycomb rockfish), 1728 nucleotides long. Its product is annotated as major histocompatibility complex class I-related gene protein-like. NCBI's taxonomy places the organism in Eukaryota, Metazoa, Chordata, Actinopteri, Perciformes, Sebastidae. Gene Ontology annotation, cellular component: external side of plasma membrane. The record is from RefSeq and is a predicted model, not a curated record. The transcript is spliced from 8 exons. The coding region runs from base 84 to 1160 and encodes 358 amino acids. Gene Ontology annotation, biological process: immune response.